AUGGACCCUGGGCCUCAUCGACCUUUUUCAUUCCACCAUGGGCGGUACAGUGAUGAUGUCCUCAACAUGAAUGAUAGCUAUACUCCUCGGGAAUCUCAGCAGUCAAAUGAACAAAGCAUAUCCCUACUUCAUCAGCAGCCCUCCACUUUGUCCCUCAGCCCGUUUGCAGACCCAACUCCCAUGAGCGAACCGACUCGAGAGCCCUAUACGUGGGAUAUAGGCACAAUGAGCCCUGAUAGAGAUUCUACAGAGUUGCAAGAGCUACCUGAUCACUUUAAGUUACAAAAUUUGUCCAACAAGGGCUCUGCAGUGGCCUCUUCAAGAGACUCGGGGCAUCGUUAUAAGACAAGUACGAUUCGCCGAUACCCCACAAGGCGAAUUAAGCUUGUUCAAGGCUCAGUAUUGAGCAUUAAUUACCCUGUUCCGAGCCCUAUUCGAAAUGCCAUCCAGCCAGAGUAUCGGGAUGCAGAGGGUGACCUUUCUGAAGAAUUUACGCAGAUGAGAUAUACGGCUGCAACAUGUGAUCCUGACGAAUUUACGCUGCGCAAUGGCUAUAAUCUCCGCCCCUCGAUGUACAACAGACACACAGAACUCCUGAUCGCGAUCACUUAUUACAAUGAGGACAAAGUUCUCACCGCUAGAACCUUGCAUGGAGUAAUGCAGAAUGUUCGCGACAUUGUGAAUUUAAAAAAGACAGAAUUCUGGAAUAGGGGAGGCCCCGCCUGGCAGAAGAUCGUCGUAUGCCUCGUGUUCGACGGGAUGGACCCAUGCGACAAGAAUACACUCGAUGUUUUAGCGACCAUUGGAGUUUUCCAAGACGGGGUCAUGAAACAAGACGUUGAUGGGCGAGAAACGGUCGCGCACAUUCAGUUUGAAUAUACCACCCAGCUAUCAAUUACUCCAAAACAAGACCUCAUUCGCCCUUACAAAGAUAACCCUAUGAAUCUGCCACCAGUUCAAAUGAUCUUUUGUCUCAAGAAGAAGAACUCCAAAAAGAUUAACUCGCAUCGCUGGUUAUUUAAUGCUUUCGGUCGCAUUUUAAACCCUGAAAUUUGCAUUUUAAUCGACGCGGGCACUAAACCCGGAGCUCGAUCGUUACUUGCUCUUUGGCAGGCAUUUUACAACGACAAGAAUCUUGGUGGAGCCUGUGGUGAAAUCCACGCUCUUCUUGGCCACCGAUGGAAAAAGCUCGUGAAUCCAUUGGUCGCAGCCCAAAAUUUCGAGUAUAAGAUCUCUAACAUUCUCGAUAAGCCUUUGGAGAGUAGCUUUGGCUACGUGAGUGUCCUACCUGGCGCGUUUUCGGCCUAUCGAUAUAGGGCUAUCAUGGGUCGGCCACUCGAACAAUACUUCCAUGGUGAUCAUACACUUGCUCAACGACUUGGAAAAAAAGGCAUUGACGGAAUGAAUAUCUUCAAAAAGAAUAUGUUCCUUGCAGAGGAUCGUAUUCUUUGCUUUGAGCUAGUCGCGAAGGCGGGAAGCCAGUGGCGCCUUACCUACGUCAAAUCAUCGAAAGGAGAGACAGAUGUUCCCGAACGACCAGCAGAGUUCCUGAGUCAACGUCGUCGAUGGCUGAACGGCUCUUUUGCAGCAUCGCUCUACUCGAUCAUGCACUUCAAUCGCAUUUAUAAAAGCGGACAUGGACUACUCCGCCUCUUCGUGCUUCAUGUUCAAUUGGUGUAUAACAUUUGUCAGCUGAUAAUGACAUGGAUGUCACUUGCCUCAUACUGGCUGACUAGUUCCGUAAUUCUCGAUAUUGUGGGAACACCGAGCUCGACGAACAAAUUCAAGGGCUGGCCAUUCGGUAACGAUGUAACUCCGAUCGUCAACAACAUGUUAAAGAUCGGAUACUUAACAUUUCUCAUGCUUCAAUUUAUUUUGGCUCUUGGAAAUCGACCUAAGGGAUCGAAGUUUUUAUAUACUCUCUCCUUUGUCUACUUUUCAGUAAUACAGGCCUACUUACUUGUGUUAUCAUUCUACCUCGUUGCGCAGGCUUUGACUCCUGAGAAUCUAGUUUUUGACUUGGAUCACGGAUUUUCAGGACUGAUAGCAGGCUUCAUCGGGUCAACAGGUGGCAUUGUUCUCGUUGCUUUGGUCUCAACAUACGGGAUUUACUUCCUUGCUAGCAUUCUCUACGCAGACCCUUGGCACAUGCUGACCUCCUCGUGGGCGUAUUUUCUUGGAAUGCCCUCAUCAAUCAAUGUGCUCAUGGUUUACGCGUUCUGCAAUUGGCACGACGUCUCGUGGGGAACGAAGGGAUCUGACGCUCCGGAGAAACUCCCAUCGGCGCAAACAAAGACCGAAGAAGAAACAGCUUUCGUCGAGGAACUUGAAAAGCCCCAGAUCGACAUUGACGAACAAUUUGCGACCACUGUCAAGCGAGCUUUGACGCCAUGGCAGGAACCAAGCGAUGAUGAGGGCAUCGCCCUGGAUGAUUCCUAUAAAGCUUUCCGAACUAACUUGGUUCUCCUGUGGACUUUCAGUAAUGGAUUGCUAGCACUUUGUAUCAACAAUUCGAGCAUUGAUAGACUCUGUCUGACGAACGCAUCUACAAUCCGGACGGCGUGGUAUUUCAAAGUAAUUUUGUGGGGUACUUCCGGUCUUUCUAUUUUUCGUUUCUUUGGGUCUCUUUAUUUUCUAGCUAAAACUGGCGUCUUGAGUUGUUUCAACAGGCAUUGA
Penicillium nucicola is the source of this 2676-nucleotide messenger RNA. RefSeq lists its product as uncharacterized. Gene Ontology annotation, molecular function: chitin synthase activity. Lineage: Eukaryota; Fungi; Ascomycota; Eurotiomycetes; Eurotiales; Aspergillaceae. Gene Ontology annotation, cellular component: cell periphery; cell septum. Bases 1 to 2676 code for a protein of 891 amino acids. The transcript has 7 exons. The record is from RefSeq and is a predicted model, not a curated record.